This is a messenger RNA of Fusarium verticillioides 7600, 1627 nucleotides long. RefSeq names its product 60S acidic ribosomal protein P0. Gene Ontology annotation, molecular function: large ribosomal subunit rRNA binding; structural constituent of ribosome. The record is from RefSeq and is a predicted model, not a curated record. Bases 121 to 1062 code for a protein of 313 amino acids. Lineage: Eukaryota; Fungi; Ascomycota; Sordariomycetes; Hypocreales; Nectriaceae. Gene Ontology annotation, biological process: ribosome biogenesis; cytoplasmic translation; ribosomal large subunit assembly. Gene Ontology annotation, cellular component: cytosolic large ribosomal subunit. The transcript is spliced from 4 exons.
CAUUUUCCGAAACUGCCAAAAGAGUUUUCUCGUUUUCAUCAACAUCUUCAUCAACCUUCAAUUUCAUUUUACGAUACCCCUUGCCCUUAAAUACUCCUGCCUUCAGAAAAAUAAGAAGAUAUGGGGGGCAAGUCUGAGAACAAGGCCAACUAUUUCGACAAGCUCAAGGGCUUGCUCGAGGCCUACAACUCCAUCUUCAUCGUUGAGGUUGACAAUGUCAGCUCUCAGCAGAUGCACGAGAUCCGACAGGCUCUCCGAAGCAAGGGUGUCGUCCUCAUGGGCAAGAACACCAUGGUUCGCCGAGCCUUGAAGACCUUCAUCCCCGACUCCCCCGAGUACGAGCGUCUCCUCCCCCACGUCAAGGGCAACGUUGGUUUCGUCUUCACCAACGACGACCUUAAGGAGGUCCGUGACAUCAUCCUCGCCAACAAGGUUGCUGCUCCUGCUCGUGCCGGUGCUCUCGCCCCCGCCGAUGUCUGGGUUCCUGCUGGAAACACUGGUAUGGAACCUGGCAAGACCUCUUUCUUCCAGGCCCUCGGUGUCCCCACCAAGAUUGCCCGUGGUACCAUUGAAAUCACCACUGAUCUCAAGCUCGUUGAGGCCGGCUCCAAGGUCGGUCCCUCCGAGGCCACGCUCCUCAACAUGCUUAACAUCUCUCCUUUCACCUACGGCAUGGGUAUCUCUCAGGUCUACGACCAGGGACAGUCUUUCCCUCCCAGCGUCCUCGAUGUCGGUGAGGAGCAGCUCCUCAAGACUCUGUCUCAGGCUAUCACCACCAUUGCCACCAUCUCUCUGGCAUUGAACUUCCCCACUUUGCCAUCUGUUCUGCACUCGGUUGUCAACAGCUACAAGAAGGUUCUUGCUGUUGCGAUCUCCACCGAGAUCACAUGGCCCGAGAUCGAGGAGCUGAAGGACCGCAUUGCCAACCCCGACGCUUAUGCUUCCGCCGCUCCUGCCGCUGCCGCUUCCGGUGGCGCUGCCGCCCCUGCUGAGACUGAGAAGAAGGACGAGUCCGAGGAGGAGGAUGAGGACGAGGAGGGCUUCGGCGGUCUUUUCGACUAAAUGUAGUCACACCUACCGGAUGUACGACUGCCUUCCAGGACUUUGGCUGGGUUUACGACUUAUGUAUCUUAAAAAAGGGGCACAUAGAUCGUCUGCUGGACAAUUGAAUCUGUCGCGACGGUUACGAAUCAAGUUUUAGGAUCAACAUGCGAGUGAAAACUUUUACCAAACCGACUAAUGCAGCUCUGCUGAUAGAGUGCGAUAUUCAAAAAGGUCUCCUCGCCCUCGAUUGUUCUCAAGCUUCCUCAGUGUGAUGUCCGUGCAUGUUUACCAAACGAAUUUAAUAGCCGAGCUAAACUGUAGGAUAUGAGAAGAAUGGUAAUACCUAAUCAUAUGUACUAAGAGAAAGCUCGCACUUCUAGUUAAUCUUUCUAUCCUAAAUGGAAGUCUAGAACUCUUGUUGCAUGUUCCAGGCACGGAUUUGAGUUUGGAGGUGAACCAAUAUCGAAUAAUUCUAUCUGUCCAUUGCAUUCUCACGCCUUGUAGUUUGUCUUAUUAUCCAUUAUCCCAUAAGUUUGCAAGAAAACAUCAUCAAGUCUUUUAUUUUAAUCUUUAUUAUUGGCCG